CCAGGGUUGAAAAGCGUGUUUGAAAAUGAUGGAACACAUUUCACUGUCUCCAGAUUAUGAGCCGACACUUCCUGUUUCAGAGAAGUCCAAUCCCCUGACGCGCAACAUCGACCGAGCUUCGGCCGACUGCAUUGUGAGGACGUUACAGGCCUGUGAUGCUCAGAUGUUUCAAGAACAGACAGAAGCAAGCCACCAGAAGCUUUUGAGCGACCAAGUGGUGAAAACUUUGAUGGAGGUCGCCAAGAGGGUGGAACUCAUUCUCAAGGAUCCUCAGGACAGCCUCGUUGUACUGAGCGGGUGUGGGACUUCUGGUCGACUGGCUUUCCUCAUGGCGACGAGCUUCAACAGAGAGCUGAGGAAGCUGAACCGGAGUUUGGUCUAUUCCUACAUCAUUGCAGGAGGAGACAGAGCUCUGCUUUCCUCCCAGGAAGCUCCUGAAGAUGACCCCAAAUCAGGCACGCUCAGUCUGAAGAAGGUCUGUGAGGGAAAGAAGCAGGUCUUGUUCAUUGGCAUUUCCUGUGGAUUAUCUGCUCCAUUUGUGGCUGGUCAGCUGGACUUCUGCCUGCAGCACCCGGAGGUCUACACUCCUGUAGUGCUUGGCUUCAACCCUGCACAUCAAGCCAAGGAUGAGCCCAUACCUGGCUGCACAUUCACAUUUCACAGUGUGGUUCAAAGGAUGCAGGAGCUUUCCAAAAGUCAAGUGGCCUUCCUCAUCAACCCGACAGUUGGGCCAGAAGCCAUCAGUGGUUCUUCCAGGAUGAAGGGAGGCAGCGCAACUAAGAUCCUCCUGGACGUUGUCCUGUCCGCUGCUCAUGCUGCUGCCUUCACGAACACGCCCGUCACAUACGAAGGCAUCCUGCAGCACAUGAGAGCAUAUGACAAAACUCUGGAUAUCACAUACGCUCAGACCGAGGGGAUAACUGCUCUGGUGGAAGCAGCUGGACGGAGCCUGCGGUGCGGAAGCCAUGUGUGUUACCUGGGCUGGGGCUCUCUGGCUGUGCUGGGCCUCAUCGACGCCAGCGAGUGUGACCCCACGUUUGGAGCGGACUAUGAAGAUGUUCGUGGCUUCAUGAGUGGGGGAUACAGGAAUCUGAGCAACAACGAGGGUCCCCUCACUUCACUGGGUCCUCAGUUUUGCAUCUCACAUGAGGAUUUCCUGCGUUCAGUCCUGCCCUAUCUCAGCGACCAGGACACCAUUCUGCUUAUCUUCACGCGCUCCGACGAUGUCACAGAGGUGGCGAAGUUGGCACGCAGAGUGAGAGAGAAGACGUCCAACCUUCAUGCUGUUUAUCACCACACUGAUGGAGACACUGCAGCUGCUGAACAAGGUGACAUCAGUAACCUGUGUUUAUCUACACUAAACGUCACUUGGCCGACACCUGCUUCAAGGAGCUUUCUACUCAUGCAGUGGGAGCUGUCCACUAAGCUGCUGUUGAACGCUGUGAGCACCGGAGCUCACAUCUUAAAGGGGAAGGUUUACCGGAACCACAUGAUCGACGUGCAGGUCACCAACAGCAAGCUCUACCGCAGAGCCACACGUUUACUCCAGAAACUGUCCGGUCAUCCUGAGUCCAAGUGUGAGGAAGCUCUUUUGAGGGCCAUCUACCGAGUGGACAAGCUGACACUGGACAUCACGUCCUCUGACAUGACCGCACACACACUCACAGCCAGAAAAAGGACCAAGGUGGUCCCUCUGGCGUUGGUCGUUCUGCUGACUGGUUGCGCUCUCUCAGAGGCGGAGUCUCAUUUGGACCAACAGCCAAUCGUAAGGGAAGCUGUGGAGGCAUGGCUCUCAUAAUUGACAUGGCAUGAUGUCAUCAUCGUGCAGAGUCCACGCACAUACAGAAUAUUCAUGUGCUUCCUCUCCGCAGAAAGGUCAGAGGUCAGCUUUAAUGUCUGUGUCAGUUAUUUCGUCACGUUUACCUGGAGGCCUUGAAAUGCAGAACCAUGUUAUACCACUUGUACAUUCAAACCUUAUCGUAGCAACAUGUAAAUGUACUGUCAGUUUGUACUGCACUUGCAAGAAGUGAAAAUAUACAAAUAUAAAAUCAAUCAAAUGCAGUAAUAAAAGUUAAAUUUUA
Molecule: messenger RNA, 2081 nt
Organism: Seriola dumerili (greater amberjack)
Lineage: Eukaryota; Metazoa; Chordata; Actinopteri; Carangiformes; Carangidae
Gene: gckr
Product: glucokinase regulator
Exons: 19
Coding region: 26-1798 (590 amino acids)
Biological process (GO): glucose homeostasis; response to fructose; negative regulation of glucokinase activity
Cellular component (GO): mitochondrion; nucleoplasm; cytosol
Molecular function (GO): fructose-6-phosphate binding; enzyme inhibitor activity; carbohydrate binding
Source: RefSeq, a predicted model, not a curated record